UAUUAACACUCACUAUCGAUAACAAGCAAUAUAAUGAGGCAAUCAAGAUGACUAGGAACAUAAUCCAUGUCUGUUUGAGGAUACCUGAUUAUGCUCUCCUCAAAGAGUAUUACAAGAAGGGAGGAAAACUCUGAUUCAAGAUAAACAGAUACUCAGAAGCUAUACAGUUCUAUGAGCCUUUAAGGAACAUGUGCAAAACAACCAAGGAUUCAGAUUGUGUACUGUUCUCUUUGUUAAAGAUUGGAGAGGCAUACCAGGCCAUCAAGAAGUAUGAUCAAGCAAUCUUUGCAUUCAAGAAACUCCUUCAGUUUGGAUGGAAGUAUGAUAACUACAAGUAUGAAAUCAAAGCUUAUGAAAGACUAUGCAUGCAGUAUUUCUUUAAGUCAGAUUCUGAAAAAUGAUUCUUUUAUCACAAUAGGGCAGGCGAAGGCAAAUGUGAAGAGAAAUAAAUAGCUACAUUAGAUAUCUAAACGAAGCAAAUCUUUAUAAAUAAAGAAAGAGAACAUUACUUCACUUUUGGAGAACUAAAAAUGCAUGAUUAUGAAGAAGGAAUAAAACGAUUGGCUAACGAUAUAAAUUUCUGCUCUAUUCUGUAUAAGCAUUCAUGCAACAAUUUCAAUGAAUUACCAAAGCCUACAUCUUCUCCACUAGCUUUGUCCUCCUUCACUGAACAGACUGGUGUCCAAGUUCUUUUAAGGAUAUAGACACCCCAAUCGAAAGAAUUGCCAAAAUAGAAGCUCCAUCACCAACCUUAUCUAAGAAGUUGAAAGACCGUAAAGCGAAAUUCAAGCUACUCCCAGAUGAAACUGCUCCUCCCCAAAGAACAUGUGACCAGGAUGAUAAGUUCAAAGUAGAGCUGACUCCAAUCGAAAAGAAAAGACUAUAUUUCCGAAAGUACAUCCGUACAGUCACUAACAACUCUUCAAAACUAAAAAAACGGAACAACUCCACAUCCUAACCCCCCUACCCCCUUGCUAACCCUAAAAUCCCUAAAAAUCUGACCUUAAGCACACUUCAGAUCUCCCGUUUCUUCC
Molecule: messenger RNA, 1034 nt
Organism: Moneuplotes crassus
Lineage: Eukaryota; Ciliophora; Spirotrichea; Euplotida; Euplotidae
Source: the annotation of a GenBank genome assembly